Messenger RNA from Nematolebias whitei (Rio pearlfish), 1278 nucleotides. Its product is annotated as syntaxin-2. Gene Ontology annotation, molecular function: SNARE binding; SNAP receptor activity. The transcript is spliced from 9 exons. Bases 65 to 877 code for a protein of 270 amino acids. The record is from RefSeq and is a predicted model, not a curated record. Gene Ontology annotation, cellular component: synaptic vesicle; presynaptic active zone membrane; plasma membrane. Gene Ontology annotation, biological process: exocytosis; synaptic vesicle fusion to presynaptic active zone membrane; intracellular protein transport. NCBI's taxonomy places the organism in Eukaryota, Metazoa, Chordata, Actinopteri, Cyprinodontiformes, Rivulidae.
CUUUAAGAGGUGCGCUCGAUGACGUCACUUCACCGGAGGACAAAGCAAACAGCAGCUGGAUACUAUGACACAUUCAUCAAACAUGGAGGAUUUUUUCAAAACGGUGGGCGAGGUGAGAAGGCUCAUUGAAAAAAUCUCCUGUCAAACAGAGGAAGUGGAGAGGAGACAAGGCACCAUCCUCUCUUCUUCAAACCAAGAAAAAGAAAACAAAGGUAAGCUGGAGCUGCUGAACAACGAGACCAAAACAAACGCCAACCUGGUCAGAGCCAUGUUAAAAUUAAUGCAGAUAAACUUGCCAGCAGAUGACAACAGUACGUGUGUCUCAGUAAUCCAUCGUAUUCAGAGGAAUCAGCACUCACACCUGACCCGCUGGUUUGCUGAAGUCAUGAGGGGUCACCAUAAGGCUCAGGUCUCCUUUCGAGAAAAAUGCAAAGCGAAAAUUCAGAGACAGCUGGAGAUCGUGGAUAAAGUGACAACAGAUGAUGAACUGGAGGAGAUGCUGCAAAGGGACAAUCUGACCAUCUUCAUAUCUGAUAUUACCUCUGACACACGCGUCUCAAGUCAGGCUCUGACUGAGAUUGAAAGUCGUCACCAGGACAUCGUCAGCCUCGAAUGCAGCAUCAAAGAGCUGCAUGAGAUAUUUGCUGACACGGCCACGCUGUUGGAAAUUCAGGGGGAGUUGAUCAACAACAUAGAAAAGAAUGUCACAAGUGCUGCGGAGUAUGUGGUCGAGUCCAAAGAAGAAACCCAAAAAGCAGUUUCUUACAAGAAAAACCCUUACAAGGUGGUGUCUCUUCCAAAGGUUUUCAAGCCCUUCAGGAAACAAUCCAGUCCUAAAACUACAAAAAAUGAAACUCCACCUCCGUUAAAGCCUUGACUGAGCUGCUGGACCUGGAAGAACACGGGCAGAACCAAACAUUUCUGAUUCAUUUCAAAGCCUCUGCUGUUUGGGAAACAUUUCUUACUAAUUUAUAUUGUUUGUUACCUUUAUGAACCUAUUUUAGAAGGAUGGAGAUAAAGCUGUUGUUUUUACCUCGAACAGGAAAUGUGAAAUACAGCGUUACAAUAUGACCGACUGUGGCUGUUCAAUGGGCAUUUAUACCAAAUGAUAAGGAAAUACUGGAACAUAAAACCAUUUAGUCAAAGUUUAUUUAGAUUUUAGGGCUUCUACUUAGCAUAGUUGGUCAUUUUUUCAAUACUUGGAUUUAGAUUUAUACUUACAUUUGUACUUAGAUUUAGUUGAACAUGUUUGAUUUUAAUAGUAUGAUCUCUGUUAAC